AUGGAUCUUGAGGAGUGCAAGAAAGCGAAGGCCAAGGCCAAGUUCCAUGUCACACGAAAUCGAAACUUGUUGCUCAGCAGGAUCUACGAAGAGGAUGCGACCUCGAAAGAGAUCAAGAGGUUGUUGGAUGACGUGACUGAGAGUGUUCACAACGCUGUGCAUGUGUGUCUAAAACUGGUAACUCGGUACGCAGAAUUAGGACUACCCACAGAAAAAGUGCACGAGGAGAUAGAGGUCAUCAACGUCGACUACAGCGAUGCUGUCAGCAAGACCAGCGACGUGCUGGCAGAAAUCAGCAAGAGGCCAAGUCGAGCCAGAACAGGUGAAAGUUCGCCAGCUUCCAUCACCAGAGCCAAGAACAUAAGAUUAGUAAAGGCAAUGUUGACGCAGAGCUUGGAGAAUCCCAGAGCAAGUGGGAGGAUGUUGACACCGCCACACUCUCCUAGUAAGGCCCUUGAGGAAAAACAGAACAUGUGUGCUGAGAAGAGUCUCAGUCGUUUUGGGAAUGUGUCUGCAUCCAGUGUCAGCCAGAGUGCGACUGUUGAGGGGACUACCCAGCCGCCUGCCGUUUCCUCGGGAGCACCUCUGAGAGCAAAUGCAUCGGCACUCCCCCUGGGAACUCCAAGUGGUGACCAUCGUGAUAGACAGGACGAACCGCCUGGGGCUGACACAGAAAGCGUCAGUGACAGCCAGCUAAUUGUGUCGUCGUCAAGUGCAACCAUGGCAACCAAUGUGAGUACAGACAAGUCACGCACGAUUAAGGUGUCCUUUCCGGUCUCUUUGUCGUCUGUACCUACAUUACCGUUUACGGCGGAGCUCUUGUCAAAAGUUCACCCGGUUGCCAUGGCAACCGCCGAAACCAUGGCAACACCGCUGAACAUUGGUCAUCAGUCUGCAGGGAGUAACCAGGCAAGUGGCAUUGCUCAGUCUGGCGUGCAGCAGGCACCGGUAUCUACGUCGGCAGCUUCGGCAAGAAACGUAAUCACUGCCCCUAACCAUAGUUCAAGUGGGGUCAGUGUACCACCCAGAGCAUUGUCGGCCACGACCAUACUCGUGCAGUCAGCCCAGACGCAACCAACUCCUGCAGUGCAGCCUCCUCAUGGGACGCAACCAACUCCAGCUGUGCAGCCUCGUGCAGUUGCAAGUCAUACUCUCUCGGCUUCUACACCUGCAUUUGUGCCGGGAUCAGGAAAUUUGUAUGUUCCGCCGCCGACCCAUUCUGGACAUCCAUUCUCAUUUGGAACACCACCGGGUUUCUUGUCGGCACCCGACUUCCCGACGCACAUCUUGCCGAAUCAGUCUGGAAUAAUGUCUACCCCACCAGCGACCCAACCGGUCAUGCAACAAAUACCAGUUGGUCAGCCAGGUCACGCGUCACACCGUGAAGAUUAUGGUCUUGUGCAGCCGAGCAGUCUUCCAGUUGCCAUGACUUCGCCGAGUGGUCUACCAGUGCAAGCGUGUAGUUCUGAUAGAAUCGAGUUGUACCGACAUUUAGAGAAAGUGUCAAUUCCAACGUUCAAGGGCGACAAGCGGCAAUAUGAGACGUGGAAGGCGGCGUUUGAGAUGUGCAUUGGCUGCGCUAACAUUCCGGAUGGGCUGAAGUUAUUGCAGCUCCGAAAAUACCUCGCGGGCGAUGCACUACGGUCUAUCGACACUCUUGGCUACUCGGCCGAGGCGUAUGAGGCAGCACGACGUAGGCUGGAACGCAAGUUCGGUGGUCAGCGACGUCUAGUUGCAGUGCAUCUAGAAGCCCUUGAGAAGUUCCCAGCGAUGAGAUCUGCAAACGCCCAGGAGUUGGAGCGUUUUGCGGAGCUACUCGAUGUCGCUGUGGUGAAUUUGAAGGCGAGUGGUCAGACACAGGAGUUGGCUAACGGGACAUUUUAUGUCCGGCUAACACAGAAGCUGGGGGUGUCUCUUCUGCUGAGCUACCAGAAGUGGAUACACCAGACAAGCACCUCUGAAUCUGUCGAAGCGCUUCUGCAAUGGGUGGAGCUGGAAAGCGAGUUCCAAGUACGAGCCCAGGAGACGAUCCAAGGUAUCUCCACGGCAACUCCAGUAGGGUCCACUCAAACAGCAAAGAGUCACCCGCUGAAGGGCCAGGCCAGUCAUGGUGGAGUGAAGCAUCAGGCAUUCUUCGCUGACAAGCCCAAGAAGGCCCAGAGCAGCAGCAGUUGCCCGAUCUGCACGAAGAUCCAUCCCGUUUGGAAAUGCCUAGAGUAUCGGAAGCUGUCAAUUGCAGAGCGUUGGCAGAAGGCCCGGACGCUCAAGCUUUGCUACCGUUGCCUUAACUCUGGUCAUUUGGGAAAUAACUGUCCCAGGUCGCAGCCCUGUGGUGCAGACGGUUGUACAGAGACCCACAACGCGUUGCUGCACGGAAAGUCUAGUACUACUACAGACUCGAAUGGAGCCUCACAGAAGCCAGUGCUCCAGUCUAGCGCCUCCAUGGAGGGGGGUGACACCAGUUCCAUGGCCACACAUAUGAGUAGUGUCGGCGUUAGAGCUGUCGCACUGCGAACCGUUCCCGUCAUACUUCGCCACGGCGACAAGAAUGUCAAGGUCAACGCGCUGCUGGACGACGGCAGCACGCAAUCUUACCUUAAUUGCGACGUUGCGGCACAGCUAGAGCUUAGCGCUCCCACACAAGAAGUGUCAGUGAGCACGCUGAACGGCCGCAUCGAGACCCUAGAGACUAUGCCAGUCGACUGCCACAUCGAGAGUCUGGAUGGCAGAUUUAUCACACAGUUCUCUGCUCUGACUGCCAAGAAUGUCACCGGUGACCUUACACCUCAUGAUUGGUCGGUAGAUCAGACACAGUAUCCGCACCUCAACGGCAUCGAGUUUCCGCAAUGCCAGAAGAAGCGAGUAGAGGCGCUGAUCGGCCUUGACCACGCUAGUCUCCACAGGUGCAUGGAGGAAGUCUAUGGUGAGGCUCAUGAGCCAUUCGCACGCAGAACGCCACUCGGGUGGACAUGCGUUGGCAGGAGCACCAGACCGCAACAGACGACAAAUUUCACCCGCACGUACUUCGGAAAGGACGUCGACCUGAAUGCACUAGUGAGAAGGAUGUGGGAGGUGGAGGAACUUUCCCAGUCGUACGAAUUCUGUGCAGAUGAUCAAGCCGUUUUUGAUCAGACGGUCCAGUCGAUGACCUACAAGAACGGAAGAUACCAGGUUUCGGAGCCGUGGAUCAAGAGACCACCUCCGGACAACUACAGUCGAGAAACUGCAAUGAAGCGGCUCAUCGCAGCAGAGAGACGCCUGGCGAAGGAGCCAGACGUCGCUGAGGAAUACCGAACCGUGAUUCGCCGUCACUUAGAACAAGGGUAUAUCAGCAAGAUCAGCAACGCAAGUGAUGGCGACGGCUGGUAUCUGCCGCACUUUGCUGUUGUACGGCCUGGGGCUACAUCCACAAAGGUGCGUGUGGUCUUUGAUGCAGCAGCAAAGACGAAAGGCAAGUGUCUGAAUGACUACAUCAGCACUGGGCCCAAACUACAACGGGACCUCACCGACGUUCUCCUGCGGUUUCGGCGACACCCAAACGCACUGGUAGCCGACGUGGCAGAGAUGUAUCUACAAAUCGAGUUGGAAGAGGAUGACCGACAGUUCCAUCGAUUUCUUUGGCGAGAAGAUACGGAGGCCCAACCGGCCGUUUACCAGUACAAUAGAGUGGUGUUCGGGAUCAAUGCAUCUCCAUUCUUAGCUCAACUGGUUUCGCAAGAGCAUGCGCGGCGGAACCAGGAGGAGUUUCCUAUGGCAGCAGAAACUGUGUUGAAGUCCACGUACAUGGACGAUUCAAUGGACUCGACAAAGUCAACAGAGCUAGCGAUUCAGCUGUACCACGAGCUUACGGCGCUGUGGGGUCUCGCUGGAAUGCAUGUGCGAAAAUGGAUUUCCAACAAUGUUGAGGUGCUCGCCGAAGUCCCCGAGGAGGACCGAGCCAAGGAAGUGGACCUCGCUAAUGGAAUCCUGCCGACGACCAAGACUCUCGGAGUUAAGUGGCGAGCAGAGGAAGACGAGUUCCUGAUUCAUGUCAAGCCGCCAUCAGACAUUGUCACCAAGAGAGCUUUCUUGAAGAACCUAGCCACAUUGUUUGAUCCGAUCGGAUUCGUACUGCCAUUCACCAUAGUUGGUCAGAUGUUGUUCCAGAAGAUGUGGCUAGCAGGUGCUGACUGGGACGACUCGCUGCCGCCAGAGCUAGGCGCAGAGGCGCAAAAGUGGUGUGCCGACAUGGAUGCACUCCAGGAUGUCCGAGUUCACCGGUGUCUUCAACGCGAUGAAGAGGUGGUGGAGACUAAGCUACAUGUAUUCUGCGAUGCCUCGCAAGAUGCAUAUGGAGCAGUCGCUUAUCUCUGUCAUGUGUACCAGGAUGGUACGAGGUCCAGUCGAUUCGUCAUGGCUCGAGCCAAAGUGGCACCGUUAUCAGCUGUUAGCAUCCCCCGACUCGAGCUAAUGGGAGCAGUCAUCGGAUGUCGUCUUGGUGUGUCCGUAGCCAAGACACUCGCCAUCGCAAUGGAGAAUGUCGUGUUCUGGAGUGACAGCAUGGAUGUCCUGUGGUGGAUAAGGAACAGCAGCCGGGUCUUCAAGCCAUUCGUGGCCAACCGCGUCGGUGAGAUCCAGGCUUCUUCCUCGCCUAGUCAGUGGUUCUACGUUCCGACGGCGGUGAAUCCAGCUGACAUCCUGUCACGAGGAACAUCAAGCGCUACUAUCGCGAUGAAUGUGCUGUGGUGGAACGGUCCGUCAUAUCUCGUUCAGAGCAUCGAAGAACGGCCACAGCAGCCCGAGGGAUUCAACGUUCCAGCUGCACCAGAGGUCCGCACGAAAGCCAAACCACCCGAAGAAGGUCAGCAACACCACCAAGUGACAUGUGUGUCUUUCCUCUCGAUGAGCGAGUGGGUUCUGGCGCCUGAACGAUUCUCUUCGCUUCAGCGGCUGGUCCGCUUGACGGCGUGGGUGCUGCGCUUUUCUUCAAACUGCCGAAUCCCAGCCACGCAGAGACAGUAUGGUCAGCUGACGGUUGAGGAAGUCGAAGACAGCCUCCAGGCCAUUAUUCGGUCAAGCCAGAAGGACGCCUUUGCUGAAUAUUCGUCACUGCAGAAGGGCAAACCAUUACCGGCAGCCAGUCCACUGAGCAGCCUGACCCCGUUCUUGGAUGAAGUUGGUGUGAUGAGAAUGACAGGACGGCUCCAAGAGGCACAGUAUCUCAGUCAAGACGCCAAGCACCCGAUCAUCUUGCCGCGGUCUUGCUGGAUAACACAGCUAGUGAUCAGAGACCAGCAUGAGGCAGACCAUCACGUCGCAGGUACAGCUCACACUAUGGCAGUCCUCAUGAGGAAAUAUUGGAUCGUGGCGAUUCGAGAAGCCAUCCGGGAGUACGAACGUUCCUGUGUGAAAUGUCAAUUUCGUAAAGCACAACCAGCCACGCAGAUCAUGGCACCAUUGCCCAAGAUCCGGUUGAAGGAGCCUCUCCACGCUUUCAGUCGCGUGGCCGUCGACUUUGCUGGACCAUUCGCAACAGUACAGGGUCGAGGGCAACGACGAGCUAAGCGGUACUUGUGCGUCUUCACCUGCUGUCUUUGUCGUGCUGUGCAUCUGGAAAUGGCCACAGGUUUGGAUACCGACAGCUUUCUGAACGCCUUUCAACGAAUGUGCAACCGCCGUGGUGUUCCUGCUGAAGUGCUCUCGGACAAUGGUACGAACUUCGUCGGGGCUAAUCGUGAGCUAUCGGAGAUUUUCACCGAGCAGGAGCAACACGUCCUGGAGCACAGCGCUACCAUGAAGAGGAUCAAGUGGCAUUUCAUUCCUGCCCAGACACCACACUUUGGAGGCGUUCACGAAAGUAUGGUAAAAGCAGCAAAGAAGGCUAUUUACCAUGUUCUACAGCAGGCAUCAAUCACCGAUGAGGAGCUGCGAACAGCAUUCUGCAGCGCAGAGGCGCUACUCAACUCUCGUCCAAUUGUUCCUCCCUCUAGUGACAGCCGCGACGACUUGCCACUCACACCGAAUCACUUCCUGGUUGGACGCAUUGAGCACUAUCAUCUUGCCGUCGAGUCACCGUGUCUUCGGCGCCGCUGGCAACACGUCCAAAUGCUUGUAUCCCAUGUCUGGCGAAGGUGGAUGCAGGAGUGGAUACCAGCCCUGAAUCGUCGCUCCAAGUGGUGGAAAGAGUACCCGGAUCUCAGUGUCGGUGACAUCGUCCUCGUUGUGUCAGCUGAUACCCCCCGUGGCAGGUGGCCUCUUGGACGGGUGUUGGAGGUCUACCCUGGUUCUGACGGCAGAGUGCGUGUCGCUAAGCUCCAGGUCGGAGGCAAGCAGGUAACCAGGUCAGUUGUGCGGCUAUGUCCGGUUGUGAAAGGCUGA
Molecule: messenger RNA, 6357 nt
Organism: Sycon ciliatum
Lineage: Eukaryota; Metazoa; Porifera; Calcarea; Leucosolenida; Sycettidae
Exons: 1
Coding region: 1-6357 (2118 amino acids)
Biological process (GO): DNA integration
Molecular function (GO): zinc ion binding; nucleic acid binding
Source: RefSeq, a predicted model, not a curated record